AUUUACCCACCUCUCGCCAUUUUGCAAGAAUGUCAGCCAAAUCAUCAGAGCGAGUUUUUAGUACUUUAUGUUAAUGUACGUUAAAUUACAGUGAUUUUGUGUCUUGAACAUAGUGUUAAAUAUUAACGUCUAAAAAUGGACCGUUUUAUAAGCAUGUGGAAGGUUCGGGAGUUGGCGGAUAAAGUCACAAACGUGGUGAUGAAUUACACGGAGGUGGAAGGCAAAGUCCGCGAGGCGACGUCGGACGAGGCGUGGGGCCCCACCGGGCAGCAGAUGCAGGAGCUGGCGCUCGCCACCUUCACGUACGAACACUUCCCCGAGGUCAUGUCCAUGCUGUGGCGCCGCAUGCUUCACGACAACCGCUCGCACUGGCGGAGGACAUACAAGUGCUUGCUGCUACUGAGCUACUUGGUCCGGAACGGCUCUGAGCGUGUUGUGACGUCAGCGCGGGAACACAUCUACGACCUACGGUCGCUCGAGAACUACACCUACGUCGACGACGUCGGAAAAGAUCAGGGUAUAAACGUGCGCCACAAAGUCCGCGAACUGAUCGACUUCAUCCAGGACGAUGAGAAGCUACGCGAGGAACGCAAGAAGGCUAAAAAAAACAAGGACAAAUAUAUAGGCAUGUCGUCGGAGGCGGCGGAGCUGGGCGGCCGCGCGGGGCCCGCCUGGGCCGCCUACUGCGACCGCGGCUGGCCGGCAUCUGAAGAGCCCAAAGAGAGGAACGACGACGAGGACUACGACAGAGAUGACUCCGACGGUGACUACGGACACCAGAGGAGACCCCACAAACAGCACGAGUACCGCGACUCGCAGGCGGACGGCAGCCCCCCGGCGGGCAGCCCCCCGGCGGGCAGCCCCCCGGCCGGCAGCCCCCCGGCGGGCAGCCCCCCGGGGGCCAGCCCCCCGCGCGCCGGCCCCGCGGCCAGCAGCCCCGCGCCGCGCCCGCUCAGCAUCAGCCUCAAGAGCCCCGCCAAGCACAAGCCCAGCACGCCCGUCAAGAAGAUCGACCUCGGCGCGGCCGCGUCGUACGGGCAGGCCCCGCGCGCGGCCCCGGCCCCGAGCGCGGCCCCGCGCGCGGCCCCGGCCCCGGGCGCGGGCCAGCAGCUGCUGGACGACUUGUUCAAGACGUGCGCGCCGGCCCCGCCGUCUCCCACACACGGAACUGUUUUGGAUGAUUUUGAUCCACGUGCGGACGACCCCCCCGCGGCCCGCAAGGUGUCUCAAGACUUCGGGGAUUUCGCAGACGCCUUCGGAGCCCCACCAAACAACGAGGGCUUCGCCGACUUCUCUAGCGCCUUCAGCGAUGCCAACGCCAACAGCAACAAUCUUAUCAGCUCUAGCAACAAUUUGAUGAACCCCGGCAAUAAUUUGAUGGGCCCCAGCAACAACUUGAUGGGCACCGGCAAUAAUCUGAUGAGCUCUUCGAGCAACAAUCUGAUGAACUCUGGCAAUAACUUGUUGAGUUCUAGCAAUCUCAUAAAUGCAGACAAUUUGAUGAAUUCAAACAGUAAUCUGUUGAACACAAGCAGUUUGCCGCCUACAGCCUCAAGCCUGGACCUGCUGAGCUCCCUGGGCACGUUGUCCGCCGAGCCGCUGCCGCCCGGUAUACAGCCGACACCAGCCGGUCUUCUGAAGCCACUGGCGACCAACAACCAGACACCAGCUGUAGGCAACGCCAAGCCCAGCGCGAAGCUGGGCGCCACUUGGGCGGACUCCACGGGCGCCAUCAACAUCGACGUGGACAACCUGCUGGCGCCGCGCUCGCCCAAGCAGGGGCCCGCGCCCACCAUCAACCAGCUCAAGUCCAGCCCCAGCAGCCCCGCGCACCAGCCCCCACCCCCCAUGGGGGGCUACAUGAUGAACAACAACUUCGCGAGCCCCCAACAGAACAUCAUGCGGCCCGCCUUCCCCAACCAAAACUCCUUCCUCCAAUGAUAUUGGUUGCUGGCAGAUAUUUGCCAGAGUGGUUGAGUUACAUAGACUAAGGUAUGUAGGGAGCAAUGGUAUACCUACUUGAUACUUAUCAUUCGUUCAUAUGAUUACUAAUCGUUAUAUCUUUAUGAUUUGACAUAUCAUAUAUAUUGGCAUUCCUGUUCAUUUUGCAAGUGUAUAUGCUUCGUAAUGCCUUACCUUAGAUGUCCCCUAAUUUAUUGAUAUUAGUCAAUGUGUCACCAGGGCCCCGAUUUUGCCAAUACAAUAAUUGGAACUUAAUUGUAUUGACCUUGAGUUUAGUUAGUUUAGUUUCCAAUUAUUGUGUAGAGAAAUGCUUAAGAUAAAACGAAAAUUGUAAUUUUAAGCCAAAUUUCAUCGGCCAUUUUAAAUGGCAGAAUUGGGGCUCAGAUGAUAUGUAAGACAAUAAGCGCAGACUGACGGGUGCAGCGUGUGUCGCGUCUGAGGUGUCGUGACCUACCAUUGCUCCACAUAAUCCCCUCCUAUCAACGUGGGUUUCGAGAAUUAGUACUAAUGUGAAAUAAAACAUUUUUAUACGAAUUUGAUAUUAGAAAGAUUUGUUUCGGGAAACCCACAUCAUGUACAUAGGUACAUAUCAAAUUAUAUCGCCUGAUAUUAUUUCGUUUUGUUUCAUUUGUUCUUGGUGUCUCCGUAGCCGAGUGUGAAAGUUGUAAUACGUUACGAAGCAAAAUGACUGCAUUCAAGGAAUCGUGAUCACUAACCGUUGACAUAACCAUCCUAUAGGUAGGACUAUUCUCAAUAUCAACUGAACGAUGCUCGAAAAUCGUUUAGCGGAGUAUCAUAUCAUACGAAAUUUGUUUAGACGUGAUGACGUCACACUGUGUCUGCUUUGUAACAUCAAGUUAUUGGGUGUGUGCGUAGGAUCAAAUAUGAAUGCAAGGUAUCUAUCGAGACUUAAUACUUGUCUGGUAUUACAAAACUAAGGUAACCGGUAGACGCAAAUUUAAAAUAGCAGGGAUUUGAUAUCAUAUAAAAUUCCUGAACUAUUUAUUUUAAGUAAGCACUCUCCAGAUUAUUUCAAUUACAUGGAAUUGAGAUAACUGAGUUACGAGUUUUGUAAUACAACUAAUGAAAUUAGUUUGUUGAUAUGUUUUAUUGUAAAGUUAAUCAAUAUUUAUUAAUAUUGACAUUGACCUCUGUCUGUAUUCGUUCGCUUGUUUUUAUAAUUAUCCUAAGAUGCUCACUUUACAUUCCUUAUUUAGUUCUUAUAAUUUAUAUAAAACUUUAUAUUUGUUUUAAAAUCUUGCUUCAAAUAUACUACCUAUCACAUUAACUGCCGUAUCCAAAGCUAGAGCUCAGUUAGUAUUAGAUUAGUACGAUCAUUUAAUAUUAAAGCUAUCACUUAUCACCAGAUUAUUACGGGCUGUUGGACAAUACGAGGUAAUCUUGCAGACAUUAUAUCAGUGGGCUCACCACCAGCUAUUAAAGUAAUAUACGCCGCUCAGCGCGUCUUUCACAAUGUCACUUGAACAGCAGCGUACAGUUCCCAACAUAAAUUAAAGUUAAUUGCUCCGAAUAAAAAAACACAAUAAGAACGUAGCAAAACGACGGAACUGAAUAAUAUCGGCAGUGUCACGCUUCAGGUCGUAGUGUACCCGGCGUCAUAGAAUAUUUUUAUACUCGCUUCGAAUUAGCAGGAGUAGUGUCAAACGUUAGUAUUACUGUGUGUCGAUAAGUAAGUGUUACGUUAAUAAUAAUAUAUUGUAUUAUAGUUCGUACGUGCUUGUCUGAACGUAGCUCGGUUUGUAACAUGUUACAGAAUGGUACGUUGCGAGCAAAACAUGAAGAAAUUGAAUACAAGUAGGAUACCGCGAGUUAUAUAUCAGUCAUUUGUACUUAACAUUUGUUAAUUCUUGUUGUUUAUAUGUAUCGUAAUUUUCCAAGUUUCUAAGCACUGUGUUAUCUAUGCAUUUAAUUCAUUCAGUUUUUACUUGUGUUGUGCUAAGGCAGCUAAAAUAUUCUUUAAACAAUGAUUAUUGACAAACACAUGGUUUUAUCGCAAUAAGAGUUAAUGUUACUUUAUAAAAAAAAUAGUUUAUUAUAUUUGUAUUUAAUUAUCAAGUUGUGUAUAAUGCGUAUGAUCAAAAAUAUUAAUCGCAAUUGGGACCAAAGCAUCAAAAUUUAAUUUAACCGGACUAGUGAGGGCAUUAUUGCGAUUCAUGUAGUUUGGUUUAGUCCUGUGAAAAAGCAAAACAAAACAUUACAAAUGAAAACAUACUGGCAAAGAUAUUACAUAGAAAGGCGUCUAUUACUACAUUAUUGAGCUAGCAAUGUAAUGGGCCUAUAUCAAUAUUUUUAGAGUGCUUCUGUAAUUUUGGUGCGUUGUUUAAUUAAGUUUUUCCAUAUUAUUGUAUUAUAGUUGUUUCCGAACGACUGAGGCAUCACGGAUUACAGAGGGUGCGAAAAUGUUGAGAUCAGAUUUUUCUUUAUAUUUAAUAUCGACGAUUCAUUUAGUUGUUUUUGUGGUUUAAUAGUAAUCGUUAUAUUAAUGGUUCGGCGACGCAUGGUUGCUGUUUGAAAAUAAUAGUUAAUGAAAUUAAUCUUGUGAUGUCAUCAAUCUGGUGGACAUAAUAUGUAAAUAUAAAUAUCUACAUUAUUUUCAGAGUUCUUCCACUGGUUUCAAAAUUAUGGAUAAAUGAAGCAAUAAUUAUUGUAUAAAACUCAUUUGUUCGUAAUUUAUCGAUAGUAACGAAUUUUAUUAGUUUUAAUGGUAUAUUAAUUUAGAAUGUUUACUGUAACAAUGUAUAAUUAUGUGUUGAGUGUCAUUACUACGAUUAUUCGCACAAUUAUCAUGAUUAAUUAAAUAUUUUAUUUUAGUGUAAUAAUAUAAUUAUUAUUGAAAAGUUUAUUUUAUUAGUAACCCACUUGCGUGGCUGGCGGGCUUCAUGAACCACGAACAAGCCCGCUUCUGUAAUAUUUGUUGAGCUCUUUGGGUUGUUGGCUCGAGUUGGCGGCGCGUGUCACGGCACGAAAUAGAAAUAACAAAGAUUUGUAUGAAUAAAAUGUAUUAAAUAAAACUUAUAUAUUACAAAA
This is a messenger RNA of Trichoplusia ni (cabbage looper), 5010 nucleotides long. It is a transcript of the gene lqfR, whose product is annotated as clathrin interactor 1. The coding region runs from base 136 to 1941 and encodes 601 amino acids. Gene Ontology annotation, biological process: endocytosis. Gene Ontology annotation, molecular function: clathrin binding; phospholipid binding. The record is from RefSeq and is a predicted model, not a curated record. Lineage: Eukaryota; Metazoa; Arthropoda; Insecta; Lepidoptera; Noctuidae. Gene Ontology annotation, cellular component: plasma membrane; clathrin vesicle coat; endosome. The transcript has 11 exons.